CCGAGGUUCAGCGCCAGGACUCCGAGAUGGUGGUAAUGCUCAACACGUGCUGCGCGAGGUACGAGCUAAGGAAGGGCUGCGUCAUCAUAGGAGCCCUGUGGCUGGUGAUCUCUCUGGUGGUCGUUGUGGGAGCACCGCUGAUGAUGCGCAAUCUGGAGCAAGACAUGGACGACGUGUACCAACAUUUCAGCGGCUCGUGGGACUCAGAAAAGCAGAAAAUGUAUGACAUCACGCUGUCAGUCCUCAGAGCCACCUUCUACGGGAUCACCGCCAUGGCUGUAGUGGAUGGCAUCUGCUCGACCAUGCUCAUCUUCGGCGCUCGCCAGGACAAGCCCGGCCUGGUGCUGCCGUGGGUGGUGGAGCAGAUGGUGGUGCUGCCCGUCUGGGCCCUGCUCGCGCUGGCCUUUGCCGUCCUCAGCUACAUGGAGGGCCAGCUCCAGAGGUCCACCGUCAGCGUCUUCGUGCUGCUGGUGCGUGCAGGUGUGAGUGUGUACUUCAUCCUGGUGGUGUACAGCCAGUACAGAUACCUGAGGGGUGAGCUGGUGCCCACCAGUCCCAACCGGGCCGUCUGAGGGAAACACCCUACCUAGGUCUCCACGUCUCCACUCAUGUCGUUUCAACAGCGACCGACUGCUGCAAAUGUUUCCAGCUUCUUUGGCCACACAAGAACAUAAUGCGCUGCAUCAGCCGCGCCGAAGCAUGAACUCGCAACAAAGUCUUCUGCCCAAAGGCGUGGCCACACAAAAGUUGCAUAAGGGAACUACAGCAAGUCAUCUCGUGCAUUCUGAAACCUCCGUGGAUACAUUACAGUUUUAAUGCUCACAACUUUGAUAAAAGGCAUCUAGUUGGAGGCAAAGAGAUGCAUUUCGAAACUAUUUAUUUGCAGAUCGGUAUUUGGGCAUACAGAUCUUAGUCAGUAGUAUCUGGCACAUAAUAUAAAAAACAGAAAUAUCUAUACCUAUCGCAAUAACGUAAGAAAACGUUGGCUACACUAGAGAAGAAACAUGAUAUUACUUACAUACUGCACACAUCAACAUCAAACGACGUGUCUGUCGGGUGCAAAAUAUUUGUGAUCAUUAUCAGUGAUGUUGAUCUAGAAAAUAUAGAGCCCCAUGAAUAUUUAAAACCUAACUAAUCGAUCAGUUGAAAAAUGGAUCAUGCCCACUUUUUUCCCAAAUUAAGACAAUCAGAGAUAAAUGAUCUUUAUAUCUGUAUGCAUCGUUUGCUACAACAGGGGGUCACGUCCCAGCAACAAAAGUGGUCCUUAGGAAGGUACUGAGUCAGAGAAUGGGCCAUGUCGAUAUAAUAAAGCAUUUAGUGUGGUCUUGUUCCAGUAAAAAUAAAAAAAAACAAACUGGACGAUGUUAAGAAAAUACUGCAAUACAUACCUGAUGAGCAGAAAUCAUUUUGUGAUAGUAACUGCUAGUGGUCAGUGAAGGAUGGACAAGAUAAAGAUGCAGCAUUCCCACUACUGUCUACUUUGCUGUAUUUUGCUUGUGGUUGCGUUUGGGGUACAUUAUGAAUAAACCUAUAUGCUCAUAAUACAAUCUUGUACUGCGACGAUGUAUAUGAAUAAUAUAAACUUGCACAAUACAAUCUUUCAGCUGCAAACAGAACAGUACAGGUGCAAAAUCUCCAGUACAUUAAAGCUGGAUUACUGGCCAAAGUCGAUGGCUAACGUAUGUUGUAAUGGUGUAUAUUGUUUUACCCUGGAGUCAAUUGCUGCAAGGUACCUCAACUACACCAUGCUUAAACCGGUUGUGCAGUAAGGUACUUCUUCGUGUCUAGUGAAGAAUUUACUUUCUGGGACAUAUGGCUUUUCCCUCUCGCAGAUUCAAGUUUGACACUGUAGAUAAUCGUUCCAGAGACACCGGUAGGGUCCGUUCUCUCGUGGUAAAAGUGUUUCACCUCUGCAGUACACAUUUCGUCACGUGUAUGUGUUUUGAACCUGUGAAGUGGUAAACGGGAUGAUAAUGACCAGCUCUUUAAAAUACACGUGAACACGAUCACCUGACCAUUUCUUCUAUAGUUGUGUGCUAAUUACAAUGUGAUUUGUAACAGUCACGCUUCCUGACCGUACAGGACGCUACCAUCACACCGAGAAAUCAAGACAGUCUGUCUCGUAGCAGAGGUGUCAUGUCAUCUCUGGUACCAUACCUAGGUUCAUCUGUGGCAUCCACUCACUGUGUACAUAGUGACGCGUGCCGCUGAUCUCCUUGGCUUUCGAUUCGCAGCAGCGAUAUUUACAGCGCUGGCUGCGCGAGUAGAGGGACUGUGAUGUCACGAGGACGGGGUCUUAAGGUGGAGAGUGCCGCGCGAUAGGUGGGGGAAGGAAACACAGCUGGCGGCGGACGAGUAGGUACCUAAUACGUGACACACCACUGCAGUGUCGCGUUGUGGACCCGUGGCGGGCGCGAGCGAACCAGCGUUGCGUAUAGCGGGCCCUGGCUGCGAGGAAUCGUUAGCGCCAGGAUUUCACCCGGAACAAGUCCCGCCCACUCACCCCCGGCUUUCCUGGUCUUUGUUCGGCGCCUGGGCAUCGUUUCAGUUGAACCACGUGGUUUGCCGCGUUCGGCUGCACUUGGAGUGAAUGUUAAAUUAAUAUCUUGCUAGGUCUUAAAUUUUGCCAGAUAGUUAAAAGACACGUUACAAAAAAAGUGUACAAUUGGCAUCAGCUGUGCCAGGUACUUCCACAGGAAACACAAGAGAAAACAAUUUAGCACUGAAUUCUUUAAAUACGAGAACUCAGUACUCAGAUGAAUAGCCUAUGAAGAAACAUACUUCUAUGUGAGAUAAAGUACCCAAAGUUAAAACAGGAAAAACCUACCCUCAAAGAAUAAUUUGCUUGGAGAAAGGGGAACCACGGUAUACUUGACGCUUGAGUUUCAGAACUCAGGCAGUAUACGUGAAACAAGCACCAGUAUUCACUAUAAUUCCAGAGAGCAUCAAAAUUACUUUGUUCUUGCUACAUCGAUCCAGGCUGUUUUUGCGUGUUAUUCACUGAAUAGUUUUGCUGAAAAGUUUUAGGGGUGGAAGAAGAGCUAGCUAGCACAGCAUGAAGGACUAUUUCAGCCGUGAAACACUGCAGCAUUAAUUUCUCCAUAACUUCUCUGUGACAAACAUACACAUUAUCAUUAUUAUUUUUAAAAAAAUGGUUUGAAUGACAUUUAUGAAAUUAAUAAAUCUUUUGGUCAAAAAAUGGCAGGACAAAUAAUAACGACAGAUUAUUUUCCUGAGACCUUUGCAACAGCACAUAGGACACUAAUCACACAGAAACAGCCACAAUUUUUAUAACCUCGUUUAUAAUGCGCAGGUAUGGCAUUGGAAGAAUUUACAAGUUAAAAUUCACGCAUUUCCCAUGAAAAUACUAAUGAAAUAUGUCAUUUAAGCAAACAUCUUACUGAUUUCAUUAGGCAUUUCUACUUUAUGGUAUUCUUAUAUUCUUUAAUUUUCGUGAGCUACUAUGAGGGCCUACACAAACAAAACGACAUUCACUUAUUUCUAUGUUCAAAAAAUGUUCAAAUGUGUGUGAAAUCUUAUGGGACUUUACUGCUAAGGUCAUCAGUCCCUAAGCUUACACACUACUUAACCUAAAUUAUCCUAAGGGCAAACACACACACCCAUGCCCGAGGGAGGACUCGAACCUCCACCGGGACCAGCCGCACAGUGCAUGACUGCAGCGCCUUAGACCGCUCGGCUAAUCCCGCGCGGCACUUAUUUCUAUAUAACGUUGAUUUUAGACAACAGAGUUAGUCGACUGCAUCCGUGGCUUUUCUACCGGCGUGACAGAUUCAAAACCAUUGUUUUCGCAUUGCAUGUUGCUCUGCUGUUUCCCUCAAAUAAACGUAUUAUAAUAAGUGAAUUAGUUAAUGAAAAUUUGUCCUUAUUGCCCUUAAAUAACAUCACGCUAU
This is a messenger RNA of Schistocerca cancellata (South American locust), 3911 nucleotides long. RefSeq lists its product as uncharacterized. NCBI's taxonomy places the organism in Eukaryota, Metazoa, Arthropoda, Insecta, Orthoptera, Acrididae. Bases 27 to 572 code for a protein of 181 amino acids. The record is from RefSeq and is a predicted model, not a curated record. The transcript has 5 exons.